CCAAGCCGCCGUCGCGCAGGCUGCGCGCACCCAGAAAAAAGGCGGCGCCCCACUCCGUCUCGCCGCACCCCCUUCCUUUCGUCCCCACCUCUUGCUCGCGUUCCAGCUCCCAAGUCCCAACACCACCCGCCGGCUGCGAGGGGAUGCCCGCGAUCCCAACGGCCCCAGCUCCCAGCCCCUCGAGCUUCCUCCUCGCCCGCCGCCACAGCCUCCACGUCUCCUACCCAUCGCCUAGCUCUAACCACCAGCGGCUCCCGCCCCGCCUCCUGCGCCUGCCCGCUCGUCCCCAGGCCGCUCCCAUGUCUGCCGUGGCGCGGGCACCCGCGUCGCCGGUGGCGCCGCCGGCGCACCCCACCUACGAUCUCAAGGCCGUCAUCGCGCUCGCCCUCGCAGAGGACGCCGGCGACCGAGGGGAUGUAUCUUGUUUAGCCACCAUACCUUCUGAUGUGGAAGCCGAAGCCACAUUUAUUGCUAAAGCAGAUGGUGUCAUUGCUGGAAUAAGCCUAGCAGAUAUGAUAUUUAACCAGGUUGAUCCAUCUUUGAAGGUUGAAUGGUUUGAAAGUGAUGGAAAUUAUGUCCAUAAAGGAUUGCAGUUUGGAAAAGUAUAUGGGUGUGCCCGGAGCAUCAUCGUUGCAGAAAGGGUUGUGCUAAAUUUCAUGCAGCGAAUGAGUGGCAUUGCGACCCUAACAAAGGCUAUGUCUGAUGCUGCCCGUCCAGCAUGCAUAUUGGAAACAAGGAAAACCGCCCCAGGUUUACGUCUGGUUGACAAGUGGGCAGUACUGAUUGGUGGCGGAAAGAACCACAGGCUUGGUUUAUUUGAUAUGGUUAUGAUAAAAGAUAAUCAUAUUUCUGUUGCCGGUGGGAUUGCAAAUGCAAUGAGAUCUGUUGAUCAAUUCCUGCAGAAGGAAAAACUCACAAUUCCUGUCGAGGUUGAGACAAGGACAAUUGAAGAAGUGAAAGAUUUGUUGAAGUAUGCUGCUGAGAACAAAACUUCAUUAACCCGUAUAAUGUUGGACAAUAUGGCUGUACCUCUUGCAAAUGGGGAUGUAGAUGUUUCAAUGCUUAAAGACGCAGUUCAGUUGAUAAAUGGUAGAUUUGAGACUGAGGCGUCUGGAAAUGUGACAAUUGAUACAGUAAAGAAAAUCGGAGAAACGGGAGUCACUUAUAUUUCAAGUGGAGCAUUAACGCAUUCUGUGAAGGCACUUGACAUCUCUCUCAAGAUAGACACUGAGCUCGCUCUUCAGGUUGGAAGACGUACAAAUCGUGCUUGACUCCACCGCAUUACGAUUGUGCACGCAUUGCCACAUGUGCAAGAUGAUAGGAGAACAGCGUGGCAAAUCAGCUUAAAUAACUUAGCGUGUCGCUGAGACCUCUGACUGCAACUACAUGGGAUUCAUCCUUCAGUUUCAUCCAAAAUGCAGUAAAUACCUUAAAUUUGGAACAGAAUAAUUGGCAGGACAGACAGGUUGCUUCCAGCAUUUGUUCUAGCACCAAGUUUGGAAGCUGGAAAAGCUUGCGUUGUGCGGCAGGUAUGCAGGCAGGCAGAUAGGAGUACAUCUUCCUGCGCCCAGCCACAGCUCGACAGCAGGUAGGUUUACUGUAAACGGGAUGUCGCACUGAACUUGCAAUACCACAAACAAAAAAUCGAGAAUAAGAUGCUUAUCUUACUGCCUUCGGUGACAAGAAGCGAGGGCCAUAAUAAUUAAUUUAUAUGGAAGAAUAAAAGCAAGAGGUUGCAAGGUCAACUCUGGACUUUCACAUC
Messenger RNA from Sorghum bicolor (sorghum), 1762 nucleotides. RefSeq names its product nicotinate-nucleotide pyrophosphorylase [carboxylating], chloroplastic. The transcript is spliced from 10 exons. Gene Ontology annotation, biological process: quinolinate catabolic process; NAD+ biosynthetic process. The record is from RefSeq and is a predicted model, not a curated record. NCBI's taxonomy places the organism in Eukaryota, Viridiplantae, Streptophyta, Magnoliopsida, Poales, Poaceae. Gene Ontology annotation, cellular component: cytoplasm. Gene Ontology annotation, molecular function: nicotinate-nucleotide diphosphorylase (carboxylating) activity. Bases 144 to 1271 code for a protein of 375 amino acids.